Molecule: messenger RNA, 2365 nt
Organism: Capra hircus (goat)
Lineage: Eukaryota; Metazoa; Chordata; Mammalia; Artiodactyla; Bovidae
Gene: MPIG6B
Product: chromosome 23 C6orf25 homolog
Exons: 7
Coding region: 151-873 (240 amino acids)
Biological process (GO): integrin-mediated signaling pathway; blood coagulation; megakaryocyte development
Cellular component (GO): plasma membrane
Source: RefSeq, a predicted model, not a curated record
UUUACCAAAAUGGAGAGGAUGAGAGCAGAAGGUGGCACUCCCAAGGUUCCUGCCACAUCUGAUUCAAGGUUUGAGAAAAGGAAGAGUUCAGGCCAUGGGUGGAGGAGCCUGGUGAUCACCUCUCAGUGAAACCCACCUCAUCCUGGGGCCAUGACCGUGGUUCUGCAGCUGCCGCUGCCGCUGCUGCUGCUGUCGCUGCUGCUGCUUUCGAGGGCCCAGGGGGACCCAGGAGCUUCACUGAACGGCCACCCCGGAGACCGCGUGAAUCUCUCCUGCAUAGGGGUCUCGCAACCCACCCGCUGGGUCUGGGCACCUAGAUUCCCGGCCUGCAAAGGCCUGUCCAAAGGACGCCGCCCGAUCCUGUGGGCCUCACCGAGCGGGACCCCCACCGUGUCUCCCGCCCAGCCCUUUGCUGGCCGCAUAAAUGCCCUGGACCUUGGUAUCCGGCGACUGGAGCUGCUCUUGAGCGCGGGGGACUCUGGCACCUUUAUCUGCAAGGGUCGCCAAGAGGAGGAGAGCCGUACGGAGCUUCAUGUGCUGGGAGACCGGGCCUACUGCAAAGCUCUGGGGUCGUCGUAUUCCCACAUUCUGAUCCCGCUGCUGGGCGCUGGGCUGGUGCUGGGCCUCGGAGUAUUGGGCUGGGCCUGCUGGCGGCGCAGGCGCUCGCCCCCUCAUCCGCCUCGACCAACCCCCAGAUUUGCUCUGUCCCCCCCACAUAGUUCCACUCGUGAAAGCAGAGCCCCAGAGGCCAGAAGAGGAGGAAGAGCCCAAGAUGCCAGGGGACCUGGAUCAGGAGCCGAGCCUGCUCUACGCAGACCUGGAUCAUAUGGCCCUCAGAAGGUCCAGCCGACUGUCCCCAGUGGUCCCUGCUGAUGCCUCCACCAUCUAUGCUGUUGUAGUUUGAAGGGAAGCCUUUACAGCAAACCUCACAAGCUGAGGGCUCCCAGAUCUCCAUUACACCCUUCCCCUUCUUGGCCCUUCACCUGGCAAAGGAAGGCACCAUGGGAUAGAAAUGAGCACUAGACUAGGAGUUGAGCGACCUAGGUUCCAGGCUAUCUCUGCUGCUGAUCUUGGUCCUUCCUUACCCCUGUCUCUCACACCCGUUUCCCCACCUUAAGACACCAGCAACUCCUAGAUCAUUUUCCUGUCUCUUCACUUCUCUUCACAGUCAAGCUCUUUGAACCAAGGGCCUACACCUGUCUCUUCCAUUUUUUCCUUCACUCCUACUACUCACCUGGCCUCCAUGAGAUUGCCAGUGAUGUAUUAAUAGCCACACCCACUGGAUGUUUUGUUGGCAUUCAUCUGGCUUGACCUUUGAUUGCUCUCUUAUUUAAGCUCUGUUUUUCUUUAAUGUUGGUGUCUUUCUCCUGGAUUCCGUUUUCUUCCUCCCUGUUCCCACAGUAUUCCCCACAAUUCCAGGUUUGUCUUUUUAAUAUCUGCUUUUCUCCCUCUUCUAGGAUGCUGUCAUCCACAGCGAGUCCUCAGCCUUUACUUUAACUCUGCAAACAACACCCAGAAUUCCUUCCAGUUCCCAUCUCUGAUAGGAGAUUUCCAAACUGUCCCUCAGACAUCCCUGCCUGGCUGACCCUAGGCAUUUUGCACACAGCGGGUCCAAAAGCCAACGCACUGUCAUCUCCCAAGCCACUUAUUUAAUCCUCCCUCCCAUGCAUCUUCUCUUGAUCAACCCUGUUGCCCAAGCCAGAAACUGGGAGUCAUGUAACCUCCUUCCUCUCACUCCCAUAUGAUAAACCAAGUCCUGUCUUUCUAUUUUAAUGUCGUUGUCAAAUCCACACCCUUUUCAUGUCCAGCACGGCCACCUGAGUGUACUCUCUUCAGUUCCUCCCUGGAUUUCCCAUAGCCUCAUCUCAUUUUCCUGCCCUUGCUCUCCUCGCUGAAACCAGAGUCUUCCUGAAUGCUAACCUCCUGACCACCUACAUUUCAGCAGUAUUUCAGUUCUGGCCCUUAGCCUAGGUUUCAAGGUGCUACAGUACUUUACUUAUUUUCCAGGCUUAUAUCUGUCAUUUGAUGCCUAGAACAUGACAGCCUUUGAGAAAUUUUCCCCAGCCCACAAAUAUGCCCGUGCCCAGUGCAGUUCCUUCUUCCUGGGUUACCCUUUGUCUCCUCACCAUGCACCUGGCUAAUUCUUAUUUAUCCUCAGGACUCAGUCUCUUGGCCCACUCCUGCAUAUACUUUGAUGCUCUCUGGGGCCCCUUAUUUCUCUCUUGGCAACAGCCUCCUGUGAAUUGUUCCAUUACAACCUGUAUUUCAAUUUAUAAGAAAUUUUCAUGUACUGUGAGUUCCUUGAUAUCAGGAGACUAACCCUUUUUCUCUCAUUGCUAAACCUCGGUAAAUGAGUGAAAAUGAA